AUGGGCGGCGAGGACUCCGGAAGCGCACUAGCCAAUCGGGUGGAUGCACGUUAUGGUUACAAUAACCUUGAUUCAUUCUUUGCUAGACGCAUCGUCAACGAGCUGGAUGCUCUAUUGAAUGAGCAUAAUGAAUUUUUGAAAAUAUUCAAAUCCCACAUGCACAAAUUAGAAAGCGAUAAUCACGCUAUUGUUAUUAAUCCUGAUAAAACACCAGCUGGAGAAUACAUUCGUAGAUUCAAUGCACCUGUUGCUGACGACGUUGCUGGAAUCAUGGUUGGCGAUCGUACAGGUGCACGAGAAAUUGUGGUUCGUAGAAGAAAUAAUAAUCUUCAGUUCAUUGCUGAUACACACCGUUCAUAUGACGCUCUCCAAUAUCCGCUAAUCUUCUGGAAGGGACAAGAUGGAUAUAGCAUAAAUAUUAAACAACGAGAUCCCGUAUCAGGAGCCGAAACAAACAAGAACGUUAGCUCGAAGGAUUAUUAUGCGUAUAGAUUGAUGAUUAGACGCGGGCUGGAUAACGUCAUUCUACGAUUUCGAGAGCUUUGUCAACAAUUCAUGGUCGACAUGUACGCGAAGAUAGAAGGCGAACGACUACGAUACUUACGAUAUAAUCAACUCAAGCUACGUGUGGAAGAGUACAUUCACUUGCGAGACGCUAUUGUCAACAACGCCGACGCCGCCGAAAUUGGUAACUCUGUCAUUCUACCAUCAUCGUACGUAGGCAGUCCACGUCAUAUGCAAGAGUAUAUACAGGAUGCUCUGACUUUCGUGCAUGAAUAUGGGCGACCGUGUUUAUUUAUCACGUUCACAUGUAAUCCAAAAUGGCCAGAGAUUACAUCUUUGCUGUUGCCUGGCCAAAAUGCAAUACAUCGUCAUGACAUUACAGCACGUGUGUUUAGACAAAAGCUGAAGUCAUUAAUAAAUUUUAUUACUAAAUCACAUGUAUUCGGUCCCACAUGUUGCUGGCUGUAUUCGGUUGAGUGGCAAAAGCGAGGAUUACCUCAUGCCCACAUUUUGGUUUGGUUAAUCGACAAAAUCCGUCCUGAAAAAAUAGAUAAUAUAAUUUCUGCAGAAAUUCCCGAUCCGUCUACUGAUCAAUUGCUGUUUGAUAUUGUUACAGCAAACAUGAUUCAUGGCCCAUGCGGUACUUUUAAUCGUUCAUCGCCUUGCAUAUCAGAUGGAAAAUGUACAAAAAAUUUCCCUAAAGAUUUCACUAACGAUACAAUCACAAAUGUCGACGGAUAUCCAAUAUAUCGUCGAAGGAAUCCAGAUAAUGGCGGAAAAUCAUUUAUUAAAAACAUCAGCAACACAGACAUUGAUAUUGACAAUCGUUGGGUCGUGCCAUAUUCGCCCCUGCUGAGCAAAACAUACAAUGCUCAUAUUAAUGUUGAGUUCUGCAGUUCUGUGAAGAGCAUCAAAUACAUUUGCAAGUGUGUCCAUAAAGGCAGUGACAUGGCAGUGUUUAGAGUGGAAAAUACCAAUGUGAAUGCUCCUCCAGUAAAUAAAAACGAUGAAAUAACGCUCUACCAAAUAGGUCGGUACAUCAGCUCCGAUGAAGCUGUUUGGCGUAUCUUUGGUUUUCCAAUUCAUGAACGGGAUCCAGCAGUUGUUCAGUUAGCCGUUCAUCUUGAAAAUGGUCAGCGUGUAUAUUUCACGAACGAGACAGCGAUUGAUCGUGCUAUAAAUCCACCAAAAACUACACUCACUGAAUUUUUUGAAUUGUGUAACCGUGCGGAUGAUUUUGGUGCCUUUGCACGUACUUUACUCUAUUCACAAGUACCACGCUAUUUCACAUGGGCUCAAACAAAACAAUGGAUACCCCGCAAGCAAGGCUCAUUAGUUGAUGCAUGCCCCAAUUUAUUCAAAUCAAACGCCUUGGGGGGAGUAUUUACAGUGAAUCCAAGACAGACUGAGUGCUUUUAUCUUCGACUAUUGUUGGUUAAUGUUACUGGCCCAUUGUCAUUUCAAGAUAUACGUUAUGUGAAUGGGCAACAGUAUACAACGUAUAAAGAUGCAUGCCUUGCACUCGGCUUGCUAGAAGAUGACAAUCAGUGGGAAUGUAUGCUUGCUGAAGCAGCAUUGAACUGUACAGCAAUACAAAUUCGUCUACUAUUCGCUAUAGUGUUGACUACAUGUUUUCCAGCCCGAGCAGAGAUAUUAUGGGAUAAUCACAAAGAUUCAAUAACUGAUGAUAUAUUGCAUCAACAUCGUACACGGUGUAACGAUCUAGCGAUAACAUUUAGCGACGAUAUGUACAAUGAAGCAUUGAUUGCUAUCGAGGAUCUUUGCAUUAUCAUUGCCAACUUACCACUCAGUCAUUUCGGUAUGAAGUCGCCAAAUCGAGGUGCAACUAAUUUAAUGAACACUGAAAUGAAUCGUGAAAUGCAGUACAACACUGUAGAAACGGCGGCGAUUGUUACUCGCAAUGUCCCACUAAUGAAUGAGGAACAAAGAACCAUUUACGACCGUAUUAUGCUCGUAGUUUCAGUAGGACAAGGUGGGUUCUUCUUUUUAGAUGCACCAGGUGGAACUGGCAAGACAUUCCUUAUUUCGCUAAUUCUCGCCAAAAUACGAUCCAAUAAUGGCAUCGCAUUGGCCGUUGCAUCAUCGGGCAUUGCGGCAACUUUAUUGGAUGAAGGCAGAACAGCUCAUUCAGUGACUUCAGACAAACACUUCCCGUCAUUCCACGUUCAACAUACGCUGAUGAAAUCAACGCCUGCUUAA
Cotesia glomerata is the source of this 2724-nucleotide messenger RNA. RefSeq lists its product as uncharacterized. NCBI's taxonomy places the organism in Eukaryota, Metazoa, Arthropoda, Insecta, Hymenoptera, Braconidae. The record is from RefSeq and is a predicted model, not a curated record. Bases 1 to 2724 code for a protein of 907 amino acids. Gene Ontology annotation, molecular function: DNA helicase activity. The transcript has 3 exons. Gene Ontology annotation, biological process: DNA repair; telomere maintenance.